Messenger RNA from Syzygium oleosum, 3830 nucleotides. Its product is annotated as disease resistance protein RPV1-like. The record is from RefSeq and is a predicted model, not a curated record. NCBI's taxonomy places the organism in Eukaryota, Viridiplantae, Streptophyta, Magnoliopsida, Myrtales, Myrtaceae. The transcript is spliced from 7 exons. Gene Ontology annotation, molecular function: ADP binding; protein binding. Gene Ontology annotation, biological process: defense response; signal transduction. Bases 1 to 3684 code for a protein of 1227 amino acids.
AUGAGGUUGUCCACUGUUCUUUAUAACAAUUACUUAUAUUUGACAAAACAUGUACUAAAACAAAAUCCGCAUGCAGAAAACGGAGAAGAGGCGGGAGAAGAUGAAGCAGCAAGGCUCAAUCAAGAUUCUAUAAAGUUAGAGUUUGAAUCAAGUAUGGCUGAAUGCGGUGGCGAUAAUCGGGAAAAAGGCGAAGAUGAACCAGCGAGGCUGGAGCAAAGUGAACGGGAAAGGAUCGACGAUGAACUGGAGAGGCGGAAUCAAGAUAUGAUAAACUUAGAGGCUGAGUCAACGUAUGAUGUGUUCCUGAGUUCAGGAAUCGAUAGUUGUGCAUUCGCCGAUAGCCUCUAUCACUGCUUGAAAGCCGACGGAAUUCGUGUUUUCAGAGAUGGUGAGCUUCCGCUAUCCGUCUACAGCUCCAGGAUCUACAUACCUAUCUUUUCUGUGAACUACCCUUUCAGCACUCGGUGCCUUGACGCACUCGAACUCAUGGUAGAACACACUUCUAGAUCAGGUGGGAAGAAAGAGAUCCUACCCGUUCUCUACGAUGUGGAGUGGUCUGAUGUGAAUAUGGAAAAAAAAUCACUCUACGGAGACGCCCUGGACUCGCACAGGUUGUGGUUUGGCGCUGAGAAAGUCGAGAAGUGGGAGAAGGCUCUUGCGGAGGCUGGUAAAGUCAAGGGAUGGGAACGAUGUUCAUAUAAAGGUGAAAGGGAACUUAUCACAACAAUUGUUGGAGAAAUUUCGCCUAAGCUGAAGAUAGAGCACAAUUAUGCGCCUGAAGAUCUAUCCACCAGUGCUGAGGCACUCAAAAUCGAUAUAGAGCAUGAAGAUCUAUUCACUGGUGCUGAGGCACUCAAAACUGAUAUAGAGCAUGAAGAUCUAUUCACUGGUGCUGGACCACUCAAAGCCAACAUAGAGCAUAAAUAUGCGCCUGAAGAUCUAUUCACUGAUGCUGAGUCACUCAAAAUUGAUAUUGAGUUACUCAAAACUGAUAUAGAGCAUGAAGAUCUAUUCACUGGUGCUGGACCACUCAAAGCCAACAUAGAGCAUAAAUAUGCGCCUGAAGAUCUAUUCACUGAUGCUGAGUCACUCAAAACUGAUAUUGAGUCACUCAAAACUGAUAUAGAGCAUGAGGUUCUAUUCACUGGUGCUGGACCACUCAAAGCCAACAUAGAGCAUAAAUAUGCGCCUGAAGAUCUAUUCAUCGGUGCUGAGCCACUCAAAACCGAUAUAGUGCAUGAAGGUCUAUUCACUGGUGCUGGUCCACUCAAAGCCAACAUAGAGCAUAGCUAUGCAACUGAAGAUCUAUCCACCAGUGCUGGGCCACUCAAAACCGAUAUAGAGCAUGAAGAUCUAUUCACUGGUGCUGUUCCACUCAAAGCCAACAUAGAGCAUAAUUAUGAGCCUAAAGAUCUAUAUACUGGUGCUGAUCCACUCGAAGCCAUAGCGAACUUAAUCAAUGUUCAUACAAGUCAUUUGAAAAUGGCUCAAGCAGAUGCCGGGUUUCAGGGACCCAUGUUAUCUCACAGGACCUCGGAGCUUCAAGACAGUCAAGAAUCGAAAAUAAUGGAAUUAUUGGAACUAGAAGUAAACGACGUACGAAUUGUUGGAAUCCAUGGGAGAGAUGGAAUUGGAAAGACUGCUCUUGCCAAGAUUGUAUAUGACCGAAUAUCCCUUCGCUUUGACACUUGCAGUUUUCUUGCGGAGAUUGAAGAAACAACGAAGCAACCUGGUGGUGUUCAGUAUCUUCAAACCAAGUUGAUCUGUGAUAUUUUGAAAAGAGAGUUUGAGGUUGCUUUUGCUUUCAAAGAAGUACGAUUUUUGAAAGAAAUAUUUAGGAAUAUGAAAAUUCUCAUUGUUCUCGAUGACGUGGAAAGGGGGUACCUCCUCGAGGAGUUUGUAGGACCCGAGCUUGAUUGGUUUGGUUCUGGAAGCAGGAUAAUUGUCACCUCAAAAGAAAGAAGCGGUCUUCAAGGGUUUGUUGAUCGAGGUUUGGCUCGUACUUAUGAUGUUAUUCCGAUGCAUCAUGAUCUAGCUUUUGACUUUUUCUGGCACUGUGCAAUCGGAAAGAGAGAUAAACUACAUUUUUAUGUUGAUAUUGCAAACAAAAUAGUCAAGGCUGCGAAGGGACUUCCACUACUUCUCAAAGUUUUUGGUUCUUUUUUGCACGAUAGAGGAGUAGAUGAUUGGAUUGAAUUCGAAUAUCUCAUACAAAAAUUUCAGGAAGAUUACCAGAAGAUUCUGCGCAUAAUUUAUGAUGCAUCAGAUCGAAAGCGAAAGCAGAUGUAUCUUGAUAUUGCAUGUUUUCCUCCGGAGGUGGAUUGUAGGAUUGCCUCGUAUAUGUGGCAUCCUUAUGAUCGUCCUGAAAUCGAGGUCCUUCAUCAUAUGUCCCUAAUACAAAUCGAAGAAAAUAAAAUAGGCAUGCACGGUAUGCUAAGGUGCCUUGCCAGGGAGAUUAUCCGCAAAGGUUUCCGUGAUCCAGGAACAGGGGUUGUAUUGUACAUUCCUGCCAUAGCCCAGGACACGAACAAGGGGAGAAAGGGAACAGACCACCUUAACACUGAAGAGGCAGGCUUUGAGAUCCUGCCAAACACGACAUUUCUCAACUUGGGUCAUCCCAAUAUCGGUGGAAAAUAUGCAGAUACCUUAUUGAACGUUCGGUGGCUUCAUUGGCAAGGGUGCCCUCGAGAUGCAAUUAGCUUUCAUUUAGAAAAAAAUGAGAACCUGGUUAUUCUUGAUCUUUCGUGGAGUAAGGUUACAGAAUCCUGGGGAGGUUGGAAAAGAAUUAAGAUGAAGUGUUUGAAAGUCUUGAAUCUUACAGGUUGUGGGGACUUAUUAGUUAGCCCCAGCUUCUCCUGUUGCCCAAAUGUGGAGAUACUGAUUCUUGAGCGAUGUUCUCGAUUGGUUCAUUUAGAUCCUUCAAUUAAUGAUCUAAAGCUUUUGGUUACCCUGAAUUUAAAGUUCUGCACCGAACUUAGCAUUUUGCCAGUGGAAAUGGGUGAGAUGAAUGCUUUGGAAGAGCUCCUGAUUGAAGGCACUUCCGUGCGAGAACUUCCUGUGUCGAUAGGCAAAUUGGUUCAACUGCAAAUUCUUAGUGCCGCUAAUUGCUUCUCAUUGGUUCAUGUUCCUGGUUCAGUUUAUAAACUUAAAGCUCUUUCAGUGCUAGCCUUGGAUAACGCGAAAAUUCUUGAACUACACGAGUCAAUUGGACACUUGAGGAAACUUAGAAGCUUGUCUUUGAGGAAUUGUCGUGGGCUAGGAAAGCUUCCGGAAUCCAUUGGCAAAAUGCGAUUCUUAGUAGAGUUGGAUAUUUCGAGUACAGGUAUUUCAAGAUUGCCCAAUUCAAUUAAAAACCUUUGGAGAUUGAAAGUGCUGAAAAUGGAUUCUUGUUUUGUAAGAGAAUUUCCUCGCGACAUUGGAUGGUUGACAGACCUGGAAGAAGUACAUGCCUCCUGGUGCAGGAGUUUGGGGGGAGUCAUUCCGAGUAAUAUUUGGGAACUACAUCGUCUCAGAGAAUUGAGGCUUCGAGGUACUCGUAUAUCCAGCCUUCCAUCAGAAAUCUAUUGGCUGUCAAGUCUUAAGACUUUGGAUUUGCUACACUGCGUCAAUAUCAAAGAGUUGCCUAGGCUUCCCUCUAGCUUAAUUCAUCUAUAUGUAAAUCCCAGCUUGACGCGAUAUGUGUAAGAAUCUUCAAUUCUGCCAUCGGUUGCAUUCAUCGUGAUAAAUAAUACAUUGCAGAUUGGAUUGGAUGGUCGAGAGUGUUGUCAUUUAUCGUGAUAAGUACGGUUAAUUACAUUACAACCCCGGCAAUUCCAGAGUUGUGUCAACGU